Molecule: messenger RNA, 1400 nt
Organism: Populus trichocarpa (black cottonwood)
Lineage: Eukaryota; Viridiplantae; Streptophyta; Magnoliopsida; Malpighiales; Salicaceae
Product: acetylserotonin O-methyltransferase
Biological process (GO): methylation
Molecular function (GO): S-adenosylmethionine-dependent methyltransferase activity; protein dimerization activity; O-methyltransferase activity
Source: RefSeq, a predicted model, not a curated record
GACUGGUAAGAGAGAGAGAGAGAUGGGAUCAGUGACAAAAAUAGAUGAAGUAAGAGAAGAUGAAGAAGAGGCACAAGCAAAAGUUGAAAUAUGGAAAUACAUAUUUGGCUUUACUAAUAUGGCAGUUGUGAAGUGUGCCAUUGAGCUUGGAAUAGCUGAUGCCAUUGAAAACAAUGAAGGCCCUAUGACACUAUCAGAGCUAUCAUCCUCACUUGGAUGUGCUCCUUCCUCUCUUUACCGCAUUAUGAGGUUCUUAGUCCAUCACAACAUUUUCAUAGAGAAACCUUCUAGCCAAGGCACCACGGUUUAUGUACAGACAGCACUUUCUCGCCGACUACUUAAGAAGGGAGAAAAGAGCAUGGUUGAUCUUCUUUUGUUGGAGAGCAGCCAUGUAAUGAUGGCACCAUGGCAUAAUCUUAGUUCCCGUGUCCUGAACGAUAACAAUUCACCAUUUGAGGGGGCUCAUGGAGAUGAUAUAUGGAAAUAUGCGUUGGCAAAUCCAGUUCACAGCAAGCUCAUUGAUGAUGCAAUGGCUUGUGAUGCUAAGCUGGUAGUGCCAGAAAUAGUUGAAGGUUUUCCAGAGGUGUUUGAUGGGGUUAAAACUUUGGUGGAUGUUGGUGGGGGUAAUGGGACUACUUUGCAGAUGCUGGUUAAGGCUUUUCCUUGGAUCCAGGGCAUAAACUUUGAUCUUCCCCACGUUGUUUCCGUUGCUUCAGAAUCUGAAGGUGUUAAGCAUGUUGGUGGUGACUUUUUUGAGAGUGUUCCAAAGGCUGAUGCUGCUUUCCUAAUGUGGGUUCUUCAUGACUGGAACGAUGAAGAGUGCAUCCAAAUCCUGAAAAACUGUAAAGAAGCUAUACAGAGUGACAAGGGGAAGGUGAUAAUUGUUGAAGCUGUGGUUGGUGAAGAGAAAGGCGACAAACUUGAAUUUGUGAGGCUAAUGUUAGACAUGGUAAUGAUGUCUCAUACCGACGCAGGCAAAGAAAGGACCUCUAAGGAAUGGGGAUACGUUCUUAAGGAGGCUGGCUUUAGCAGCUACACCAUAAAACCAAUUCGUGCAGUGCAAUCUGUCAUUGUUGCUUCCCCUUGAUCUCCACAGUGAUUUAAGAAUUAAUAAUUAUGAAGUUAAUUUGUAUUUCAGUAAAGCUCAGUCUAAUGACGCUUUUACUUGUACCCUGCCUUGUAUUGUAAGAAUGGCUACUGCAUGCUGUUUAAUAUGUUUUCUAUGUUCAAAAUCGGUCUUCUACGUCUGCUUGUUCUAUAUCUUCAUCUAGGAAGACUCUGUAAUAUCUAGCAGGAUUCCUGAUGUUGUAGAUUGUCAUUCAUAGAGGUCACUGUUCCAUAUCAAAAGAUCAAAAGACAAGAUGUCAAUUCUAUAUAUGAUGAGUCCCUUGUUUGCUUUA